CAUGGGUUCGAAGCCAACCAUGUCCGACAACUGGUUGCAGUCGAGCCUAAGAUCGUGUUGCCGAUGGCCACCGGGACCAACUGAUUAGAAAAAAAAAAUUAAAUAAAAAAAAAAAAAUUAUUUUUAAAAAUUAAAAAAAAUUUCUGUUCAAUUGAGAUAUAAAAAAAUAAUUUGUAUCGAGUGACCAAAAGAGACCGCGCGACAACAGGUGGAUCGUUUUACUCCGAGAGAACUGACACCAAAAGGAGUCGGGAAAAAAAAAAGAAAAAAAAAAAAAAACGAAAGGGGACUUACUUUGUUAUACAUAUGGUGGUCAAUUUUUUAACACGGAAGGUGUUUCCAAGGACAAAUUUCCGAGUGAGGCGCCAUGGAUGAUCAACGGUUGCCUUGAACUACGUCCAAGAAAACAAUGAGUAUGACAACAAUGAAACCACCACCGCGGUUGCUGCUGCUGGUUGGAAUGCUUAGUGUUACAAUGGCAACGUCACCUUGUCCGUGGUCAAGUCACGUGCCAAAACUUGAUGGCUCUUGUAUUUGUGAUUACAAUCUCGCCAAUGAAUUAUCAAUUCAAUGUGAUAUUGUUGAUUAUAAUCAAUUAAUAAGGGCAAUGCGUCGUUAUGCUGGUCAAAUGUCAAUUGAUCUUUUUUACGUGAAUAACAGUACAAUUGGAACAUUAAAUUCAUCAUUGUCAUCCCUUAGAAUAACAAAUAUUCAACUUUCUGGUUGUCGAAUAAAAACAAUUGAAUCUGAUGCCUUUAAAGGACAAGAGACGAGUCUUCGAACAUUAAAUUUAAGACACAAUGAACUCACUGAAAUUCCAUCAUUAGCCCUUAAAUCAUUGACAAAUCUAACUGUUCUCGAUCUUUCUGUAAAUAAAUUUAAAACAAUUGACGAUGAAGCAUUUUUCAAUUUAAAAUUGGUAACAUUAAAAUUAUCCGAUAAUCCAGUGGUGCUUAAUUCAGGUGCAUUUAAAGGUCUUGAAAAGACAUUAAAAAAUUUGAAUUUAAAAGGAACGAGACAAAAAAUUGUACCCGAAGCACUUCGGGGAUUGGGUGCUCUAGCAUUUUUAGAUUUAUCACAAAAUAGUAUUCAACGAUUACCAGGACUCUCGGGAAUUAAGACAUUCGAGGGAUUAAAUUCAUUAACUGGUUUAAAUCUCGAGAGGAAUUUAAUUGGUGAAAUUGGUCCAGAUGCAUUUUACGGCGUUAAAAAUACACUAAGUUCACUUAGUUUGCUAAACAAUGUUCUACAGGUCUUUCCAACUAGCGCCAUCAACAGCGUUCAUGAUUUGAAGGUCUUGGAUAUUGGAUUCAAUUUAAUUGCCGAAUUACCAAUAGAAGCAUUCAAAAAUAAUCCAUCAAUAACGCUACUUGCUAUUGAUGGUAAUCCCUUGUCAUCAGUGCCCGAGGAAGCUUUUCUUCGUUUAAACAAAACCCUACGUGGUUUAAGUCUUGGAGGUCCAUUUCUCGUGUGCGAUUGUAAAUUACGAUGGAUCGUCGAAUGGAUGAGAUCGCGGGACCUUCAAGUAACAAGUCGUGAGAAACCAAUCCAGUUUUGCGGCAGUCCUCACAGACUUCAAAACAUCAGUUUUUAUAAUAUUGACCCUGAACAAAUGGUUUGCGAAGGUACUACAGAAGUGGUAGGAAUUGGAACAGUGGAAAGUGUCGAUACAAAAGGACCAUUUGGACCAGUAAAUGGAGUUGUUGAAGGAUUAUUACCAAUGCGAUCAACAAAAGAACCAAAGACGACGACAACGACGACAACAACAAUAAUUCCUAGUACAAUGUCAACUGAAAUUUCAAUAAUUGAUAAACAAUCAACACAUUUACCAACAACAACUUUUUCAACAUCUACAAAUAUUCCAUUAUCAUCAUCAUCAUCAUCAUCAACAACAAAUCGUCCAAUGUCAAGAACUGGAAAUGUCUACAUAACUCGAACAACAAUGCAACCGAAAUUUAAUUCAGAACCAGUUCAACAACAACCAAAACAUCCUCUUGUCUUUGGUUCACCGCCUUUUAAAUCAAAAGCCGACAGAGAGGAAAUUAUCGUCAAGGACGUUCUCAGACAAGAUAAUUCUGUAAUUAUUUUCUGGGAUACUGAAGCGCACAAUAUUUUGGGAUUCCGUGUUAUUUAUAGACUAUUUGGUGAUUCAAGUUUUAAACAAGCACCGCCAUUAGAAGCAAGCGAGAGAGAAUUUAAAAUAAAAAAUGUCCCAUCACAGGAAUGCAUGGUGGUUUGUGUUAUUUCAUUGGAGGAUACAAAUGUAACACCAGCAAAUGUACCCUAUAAUCAAUGUCGUGAAAUAAGAACAGACAAUUCACCAACAUCAAAUAUGGAUAAAAUAACAAUAGCCGCAAGCGCUGCAAUUUGUGCAACAAUUGUCGUGGCAGUUAUUAUAUUUUUAGUUGCAAAUCGUCGUCGAGCAAGAAAACUUCAUACUCUACAUGAUAUGGAUCAUCAGACAAAAAUGGGUGGACCAAUAACAAGUUUACCGGUUAAUUGUUGUUCAACAGUUGGUCCAACACCAAGUCCAGGUGGUCCUCUACCAUCAAUGGCAACAUUAAGUGCAUAUAAUGCACAAAAAGAAUGGGAUCAAGUAUCAGCGUAUAGUGGACGUAGUAUACCAAGGCCAAGAAUAUUUCCCGUUGAUCGUCAAGGAUCUAUAAACAGAGCAUCAUGUAUUGAUGAACUUCGACAAUCACAAUCAGGGCAUUACACUACUGGAAAAUCGCCACGUUCCAUUGCUGAUGGACAAUCACAACAUAGUUUCUCAAAUAAUUCAUCACGUUAUUUUGGCAAUGCUACAUUGACAUCUAAUUUGAUUAACACUAGACCAGAACUACGACAAUCGCGUCAAUCAUUGGCAGCAGCUUCUGAUAGAAUGUCAAGAGCAAGUUUUCCAAAUGUCAAUCAUUUACCACCGCAAGCAACAUCGCGAAGACAACGUCCACGUUCACGAAAUCGUACAUUGGAACAAAGUCAUGUCCCACGUCCAGGAAGUCGAUAUAGUUUAGCGGAAUCAACACACACGCUCAAUAAUUACGAUGAGAAUAAUUAUGAUCACGAUAUGGAUAUUUAUAUGGCUCGUAAUCCAACCACAAGAGGUGGACUCGUUCCACUUUAGAAUUUUCGAUUUUUUUUUUCUUUUUUUUUGCUCAACUCGGAAAAUUCGUCAAUGAUUAUUAUCGUGCAAUAAUCGAACGAAAUUUUAUAAAAAAAAAAAGAAAAAUCAAAACUUGUCUUCCCUUUUUGCAAAAAGGAAUAUCUAUUUUUAACUAAUCUGAUUUUCAAUAUUUCUAGAUAUUUUUGAAAUUAUUAUAUAUAAAUUUGUAAUAAAAAGAGAAAAUGUCUGCUAAAAUUUAUCACUAAUUCUCUUAGUGUACAAAAUAGAAAAUGAUAAAUACUCAAUGUACAGACUAAUUUCCUUCUAUUAAAUUCUAAAAAAAAAAAAAAAAAAAAAUAACAUUAUUCUAAGAAUAAUAUUCAAGAAUUUAAUAGAACGUUUAGUUUUUAGAAUUUUUGAAAAAUUCAUAAUUAGUUUCUUUUCCAUUUACUGAGAUUAGAGAGUUUUUUUUUUUAAUCAAAUUAUGGCAAAAAGAAUCAGUGCAAUGAAGGCCGGAUAAUUUCCAAAGAAAUUUUUUUUUUUUCUUGAGAAAAACUCUCACUGAAACUGAGUUUUUUUUUAGUAAUAGAACCACUACACUCAUUUUCAGUACACAAAUGUGACUCAGUAUUCACUGGUAAUUAUAAUAAUUGUAAAUAUCGUUUACCAAGUGACUUUUUAUAUAUCUAUUUUUUAAUUAAAAAAAAAACAAUGGAAUAUUUUGUACUCGACUUCGAUAAAAUUAGAAAAAUAAAAAGAUUUACUCACCCUGG
Messenger RNA from Leptopilina boulardi, 3876 nucleotides. RefSeq lists its product as uncharacterized. NCBI's taxonomy places the organism in Eukaryota, Metazoa, Arthropoda, Insecta, Hymenoptera, Figitidae. The transcript has 7 exons. Gene Ontology annotation, molecular function: protein binding. The coding region runs from base 410 to 3124 and encodes 904 amino acids. The record is from RefSeq and is a predicted model, not a curated record.